This is a messenger RNA of Candoia aspera, 1365 nucleotides long. Its product is annotated as DGAT1/2-independent enzyme synthesizing storage lipids-like. NCBI's taxonomy places the organism in Eukaryota, Metazoa, Chordata, Lepidosauria, Squamata, Candoiidae. Gene Ontology annotation, molecular function: acyltransferase activity. The record is from RefSeq and is a predicted model, not a curated record. The transcript has 6 exons. Bases 363 to 1334 code for a protein of 323 amino acids.
GUGCUUCCCACGCACAUGAUUUUACCUGUGUAAGUUGCCUUGAAAGAUCUCCUGCCUAGAAAUACUUUAAAUCAGAAUUAAAGGUCAUCCUGGUUGGGGAUUAUGGGAGUUCAUGGCCAAUACAUCUGAAAGGCAUACAGCAUUACUUGCUUCUGAGUAAAUAUGCCUAGGAUAUGCUAUUAGUGGUCUUCCUUGACUAAAUUGUUGAAAGUGGACAAUCCUUAGGGUAUUGAAAUAGGAUGACGCCUAUUGCAAUAAUGACAGCGUAUUUAACGAAGUGCAUUUUCUGCAUCCAGGGCCAAGCUUAAGAAGCUGUUUUUCCAUCACGUUGUUUUUUUAGUUUUAAACAGAAGAUAACUAAUAUGAAUUCAUUUUCUGUUGGGCAAGAAGAUCUGACCUGGGUAAUGGAACUACUGAACAAAUGGAUGUCUCCAAAUAUUUACCUAAACAGUUUCACAGACUACUCAGCGUACCUUUUCUGGGUGUUGGUACCAUUCCUACUUCUCUUUUCCCCUGUUGUAAUGAUUCUUGGCUUUAUUUAUCUUUCUAAUCUUCUGUUGCAUAUUUACAAGAGAAAGCUUAACUUAAAGGAAGAUUAUCUCAGUAAAUCAUGGGACAAUGGACGGAGGGCUGUGGCUCAUCUUUGGGACAUGUAUGGUACAGUGUGGCAUGGUUAUGAGGUGCACGGGAUGGAUAAAGUACCAGAAGGACCAGGGCUUAUCGUAUUUUACCAUGGAGCCUUUCCUCUAGACUAUCAGUACUUUGUAUCUAGAUUAUAUUUAAGAACCGGCAGAUUUUGCUGCUCAGUGGUUGAUUAUCAUUUUUCCAAAAUACCAGGUAUAAAACUGUUUUAUAACGUGGAGGGCCUUACACAUAAUGGAAGAACAGAAUGCACUGAAAUUCUGAAAAGGGGAUACUUAUUAGGAGUUUUACCAGGUGGAGCCCGAGAAGCACUCUUUAGUGAUGAGAACUAUGACUUUUUAUGGGGUAGCCGCACAGGCUUUGCUCAUGUGGCUAGAGAUGCAAAAGUGCCUGUCAUUCCUAUAUUUACAAAAAAUCUACGGGAAGGAUACAGAACACUUGGGAAAAUAUGGCCAUUCAAAUGGUUGUAUGAACGUACCCGAUGGCCGAUUGUUCCUGUUUAUGGUGGAUUCCCUGUGAAAUUUUGUUCAUACGUAGGAGAUCCCAUUCCUUAUGAUCCAAAUAUAUCAGCUGAAGAAUUAGCUGAAAAGAUCAAAAGUGCAAUAAAAGGUCUCAGAGAUAAACACCAAGAAAUACCAGGUAGCAUACAAAGAGCGCUAUUGGAGCGAUUUGAGAAACACCCAGAGAAAUAAUGGUAUACUACUUGUGAAAAUGUAGACAUCC